CACAGUCACAAUAUCCCCCCCGGCACACACAAAGCCCACUUCGCAAUUUCCACCCUCCACCAAAAACCCAUCAUCGCCUUCUUCAUCUUCUUCCUCCUCCUCCAUGGAAGAAAAAGAGAAGACCAAAAGCAAGAACAAGAAGCAGAAGCACCAGCACCCCAACGAUCAAUCGUCUAAACCCUCCGAUUUCUCCUUCAAGCCCAGCUCCGACGUCAAAGGCCUCCGAUUCGGCGGUCAGUUCAUCGUCAAAUCCUUCACCGUCCGACGAGCCAGACCCCUUGAACUACUCAAACUCCUCUCUUACCCACCGGCUCCUAAGGACCUCCACCAUAAUAAGGUCCUUCCCUUCCCUUCCACCACCGCCUACUUGCCGACCAACUUCACCAUCCUCGCUCACCAAGCUUGGCAUACUCUCACGCUCGGCCUCGGUACUAACAAAUCCAAAGUGCUUCUCUUCGUUUUCGACUCUGAAACCAUGAAGGCCGCCGUCGAUCGGACUUGGCCCUCUGAGAUCCCUCUCGGCGAUGUAAACAAGAAACUCAUACGAGGCCUUUCCGGUUGCGAGAUGGCCAGGUUUAAGUUCAGAAAAGGCUGUAUUACUUUCUAUGUUUACGCCGUCCGCCGUAUCGGAAGCUUCGGUUUCUCGUCCUCGGAAGAUCUCAGAGCGAUUCUGCAAUCCGUUGUUGCUCUUAAGGAUUUCUUGGAUCAUACCACCAUGCUCGCCAUGCCUCACCAGAGAACCAUCCGUUAUCAAGACCCCGUAGCCAUGGCCCACUAGUUUCCGCCAUCAUCGUCGUCUUCUCUUCCUUCUUCUUCCUCCUCACUGCUCCACUGUUAGCAUUUUCUUGAUUAGCUUUAUUUUUCACCAGAAUGAUAUUUUGGCCCCACCAAAUAGGUACUUUUUCAAUUUAGUCCACUGUGGAUAUUUUUUCAAUUUAAUCCUUCAGUUAUUAGGUAUUUGCAACAGUAUGCCCUUUCUUCAUAUUUCCGGAACCAAAUCUAACCAUUCUCUUGACUUGAAUGUGGGUUUGGUUUGUUUAUCUAGAAUGAUAAAUUCACCUACAUAUCAAAUUGAGCAUUCAAAGUCUCACAAGUGGCUUGGUUAGAUUUGGUGUUAAAACAACAUUGUUUGACUUGAAUGUUGUUUUAUCCAUUUGGAUAUGCUCAUUUACACCUCAAAAUUUAACAUUCAAGUCAACAUAAUGUCAUACUUAAUUCAGAAUUUUGGGUAUAAAGAAAUUAUGAAAAGGGGUGAAAUUGCAAGUAUUUAGUGAUAGAAGGAUUAAAUGAGAGAAAUGAUAUGUGGGGAGGACUAAGUGGAAAAUUUUAUCUGUUUGUAAGGGAUUAA
Messenger RNA from Neltuma alba, 1348 nucleotides. RefSeq lists its product as uncharacterized. Lineage: Eukaryota; Viridiplantae; Streptophyta; Magnoliopsida; Fabales; Fabaceae. The transcript has a single exon. The record is from RefSeq and is a predicted model, not a curated record. The coding region runs from base 104 to 778 and encodes 224 amino acids.